AGCUUGUUGGGUCUGCCGUUCGGAAAAAGGCUCGUUCUCAAUACUCUCAAUCAAUCUCAAAGCAGCACCUUGCCGAAACUCCCAUCAACCCGAACCUCAACCUCCCACGAUACCCACGAAUCCGUCAUCAUGUCUUGGCUCGGUGUUCAGCCCCUCAAGAAGUUCAACGCUCCCUUCUUGAAGCCUUACUGGCCUUUCUUCGCUGCCGGUGUUGUCAUUGCCUACGGUGUCAACUCUGCCCAGAACGCCAUGAUGAACUCCGCCGAGUUCAAGAACGACCCCCGCAACCCCAACGCCAAGACUGGUGGUCACUAA
Messenger RNA from Fusarium falciforme, 315 nucleotides. RefSeq lists its product as hypothetical. Gene Ontology annotation, molecular function: proton transmembrane transporter activity. Gene Ontology annotation, biological process: proton motive force-driven ATP synthesis. The transcript is spliced from 4 exons. Bases 130 to 315 code for a protein of 61 amino acids. The record is from RefSeq and is a predicted model, not a curated record. NCBI's taxonomy places the organism in Eukaryota, Fungi, Ascomycota, Sordariomycetes, Hypocreales, Nectriaceae.